AGCACGGCGCGGCGGCCAAAACCCCAAAUCCCCUCGACUUGGGAGAAAAAGCCAACCGAAUCAGUCGUGCCGGCGGCAAUGGCGAAGGGCGGCGGCGAUGAGGAGUUCUACCUGCGGUACUACGUGGGGCACAAGGGCAAGUUCGGGCACGAGUUCCUCGAGUUCGAGUUCCGCCCCGACGGCAAGCUCCGGUACGCCAACAACUCCAACUACAAGAACGACACCAUGAUCCGCAAGGAGGUCUUCGUCUCGCCCUCCGUAGUCCGCGAGGCCAAAAGAAUCAUCGAGGAGUCGGAGAUUAUGAAGGAGGACGACGUCAACUGGCCCAAGCCCGACCACAUUGGUAGGCAGGAGCUCGAGAUCGUUAUGGGCAACGAGCACAUCUCAUUCGCCACCUCCAAGAUUGGAUCCCUUGUCGAUAUUCAGACAAGCAACGACCCCGAAGGCCUACGCAUCUUCUACUACCUCGUCCAGGAUCUCAAGUGUUACGUGUUUUCACUGAUCAGCCUCCACUUCAAGAUCAAGCCAAUUCAGUCCUGAGCUACAUUCCCUCCCCUAAUUCUGUUCUGGCACUGCAAGUUUUCGGGAACCCUGUAUCAUGUACAAUCCUGUGAGCGACAUGAUGCACUUGAGCACUGGGCGCAACCUUUUGAGCCUGCCUGGGGUUAUUGCUGGGAUUGUACAGACUGCGAGUUCUGAUAUUCCUGUUUUUUUUUUCAGUUGGGUGGAGUUUAUUAUGAUGAGUUAAUUAAGGUUUUGC
This is a messenger RNA of Setaria italica (foxtail millet), 760 nucleotides long. Its product is annotated as protein mago nashi homolog 1. Gene Ontology annotation, cellular component: exon-exon junction complex; nucleus. The coding region runs from base 79 to 540 and encodes 153 amino acids. The record is from RefSeq and is a predicted model, not a curated record. Gene Ontology annotation, biological process: RNA splicing. The transcript has 3 exons. Lineage: Eukaryota; Viridiplantae; Streptophyta; Magnoliopsida; Poales; Poaceae.